Messenger RNA from Acanthopagrus latus (yellowfin seabream), 1925 nucleotides. RefSeq names its product ankyrin repeat, SAM and basic leucine zipper domain containing 1 (gene asz1). Gene Ontology annotation, molecular function: protein binding. Gene Ontology annotation, cellular component: pi-body. Gene Ontology annotation, biological process: piRNA processing. The transcript is spliced from 13 exons. Lineage: Eukaryota; Metazoa; Chordata; Actinopteri; Spariformes; Sparidae. The record is from RefSeq and is a predicted model, not a curated record. The coding region runs from base 110 to 1546 and encodes 478 amino acids.
AGACUCCGCCCACCUCCGGGCUACACUGGUGUGCAGAGUGCGCGUCCUCAGACAUCCAUCGAGACUUGACUCCUGUUAGCUUGAAGCUAAUUAAUGGCUAAAUAGUGUAAUGGGUAGCUUCAUGGAUUACGCCUACCCAGCUGGAGAUGAAAGCGGAGGCAGCUGUGACGAGUGGGAUGUUGGACUUUCGGAUAAAAAGACUUCUUAUACCAAGGAUCUGGAUGCAGCUGCACCACAUGCAGAAGAUGACGUGUCGAUAAUGAAAAGAGCCAUCAGUAGAGGAGACGUUGGGACAGUUGAACAGCUGUUGGAUAAUGGCAUGGAUGUGGAGACCAGGCUUGGCUUUGAAUGGACUCCUCUGAUGUGUGCUGUCAAUGUGGCGAAUUACGACCUGGCCAAAUUGCUGUUGGACAGAGGGGCAAGUGCCAACUUCAGUAAAGAUCUUUUGACGGUGCUCAUGGCCAGCAUUACAGCUUCUGCAAGUGAAGAUAAAAUCGCUCGCUGUGUGGAGCUUUUGCUAUCCAGAAAUGCUGAUCCAAACAUGGUGGACAGGUCUCAAAUGACCUGCUUGAUGCUGGCAGCAAGGGACGGCUACAGUAAAGUCAUCAACCUGCUGGUCUCCCAUGGGGCAGAUAUAAAUACCCAGGAUUGCAAUGGAUAUACGGCUUUGUCUAUAGCCGUGCAGUAUGGCAGAGAGGAGGCAGUGCUGAAGCUCCUUCAGCUCGGAGCAGACAAAACCAUAAGGACCAAGAAAGGCAAGAGCCCUGCUGACCUGUCUGUAAUCUUCAAACACACACAGAUAGGCAGGAUCUUGGCCUCUUCAUCACACAUCUCAAAUGCCAACGCCUUCAACUCCAUGGAGGAGACCCUCACCAAGUUCUUUAAGACAAACUCUGAACCACCAUCUUCAAAUGAAAGUGUAACCAAGCUUGAUGAACUUGAGCUCCUCCUGCAUGGCCUCGAUCUUGGCUACCUCAGUGAUAUCAUGACUGAAAAUGACAUCACCUGGAGCUACCUGUUGACCAUGGAGAAGGAGGACCUGGAGAAGAUUGGUAUCACAGACCCGGUCGUCCAGCAGAAGGUGCUCAGUGCUAUGCAGCAGAUGCAUCUGGACAAGGUGGACCUGGACACCAUCGGCAAACUGGAGGCUGCGGACUGUGGGAGUGAGGAGCUGCAUAACUUCCUGAUAAGUGUGAGGCAGCAGUGCUGCUACCUGACGGAGACGAUUCAGGACGUCAUCAGCCGUUUUCCCCGCCAAGCCUCUCAGCUUGUCUUCUCGCUGGACCCGAAGAAGGAGGCCCAGGCCGUUUGCAACCAGCUGGUCAUCCAGACUAAAGACCUGCAGAAGGAAGUCACUUGCCUCCACAACCUGCUGUGCCAGAUGGAUGAGGCCGGAGAUCCCUGUCAGCCUCCUCAACCUGGUUCCCACAGCAACUGGAGGAUGUGGCCCUUGACCAGAGUUGCACUUGGAUUCACCCUCCUGUUGCUCCUCUACAAAGCUGCCAGUGGCAAGGUUUACCUGCAGAUGUACAGGAAUGUCUGUUAACACCAGAUGGUUGUGCCAGUUAAUUAAUAAGCUCAUCAUACUGUUUAGUUUUUGAUGGCUGAAGGACUGAUAUGUUUUAUGAUAAUGUUUGACAAGACGGGUCAUUUUUAAUUUUGCUGCUGUAACACUUAGUUUCCACUUUGGUCUGACUUGUCUUUGAGUUUAGUUCUUAAUUCUUUAAAAAAGUAUGUUUUAAGGGGUUGAGUGAAAAUUAAGGUUUGUUGUGAGGAACAAUUUGUUUCAUAUUCAAAUUAAGUUUGGAAUGAGAAAGUUAUUUUGUGUUUUCACUUACUGCAAAAGAAAUCUAAUGUGAUUUAAAAAUUAAAUUCCUGAUCAAAAUAAUGAAGCAGUUUAAAAAUAAAUAUACAUAUUUAUAGUU